Molecule: messenger RNA, 1565 nt
Organism: Helianthus annuus (common sunflower)
Lineage: Eukaryota; Viridiplantae; Streptophyta; Magnoliopsida; Asterales; Asteraceae
Product: WAT1-related protein At1g70260
Exons: 7
Coding region: 200-1261 (353 amino acids)
Cellular component (GO): plasma membrane
Molecular function (GO): transmembrane transporter activity
Source: RefSeq, a predicted model, not a curated record
CCCUCUAUGUGAUUGGGUCACUCGAGUUGCUGCAAAACCCCAAGAGUACCUUCACCAUUUCCUCAAGGGUUACUCUCUCUCACUUCAGCAAUUUAAACCUCAUUCUAACCCACUCCUUUUAAACUUUGUCUACAACAAAAAUCUUGACUAUCUAUCUAGAGAGAGAAACUAGAUAGCUAGAGAUAGAAGGAAGAGAUCAAUGGAGAGGAAGCUAGGUAUGAUGCUUGGUGAAGUGGUGCCAUGCAUGUUAAUGGUGUUAAUGGAGUUUUGCACCAUCGGUUUAACCAUCUUGGCUAGCACCGUCUUGUCGAAAGGGCUAAGCCCCUUCGUGUUCGUCGUCUACACCAAUGCACUUGCUUCCAUCUUUCUUCUACCUUAUAACACAUUCAUUAUCAAUAGAAACAAGAGAGACGAAUUUAUGCUACAAUUUCUUCUUCUUGGAUUCUUUGGGGUGACGAUGGCACAAAAUCUAGCGUUUGUUGGAUUGACUUAUAGUUCUCCAAUCGUUGCUAUUGGAAUGACCUGUUUGAUUCCAAGUAUUUCGUUUAUUCUUGCUGUUCUUUGCAGAAAGACAAACGUUGAUUUAAGAAGUUCAAGCAGUCGAACAAAACUGGUGGGUACGUUGAUAUCAAUCAUGGGAGCUGUAACAAUGAUGCUCUAUAGGGGUCCAGUGGUGAAGGACCCUUCAACUCAUCUUCAACUUGCCACUCCUCGUUUCUUUGUUUUCUUAUCCAGAAAUGAAAACUGGCUUCUUGGUUGUAGUCUUUUCGCAGCCGCCUCCUUUUCUUACUCAAUAUGGAACAUUAUACAGGUGGGAACUCUCGAAAAAUGUCCAGACGUAAUGACGAUGGCUUCUAGCUAUAGUUUAUUUGGCACAUUUCAAUCUGCAUUGCUUGCUUUGAUAGUAGAAAGAGACCCAAAUGCUUGGAGGUUGCAAUUUGACAUGGGACUCCUUGUCAUCGUCUUAACGGCGAUAUUUGGAAGUUUAAUAAAAAGCAAUGUACAUAUAUGGUGCACACGAAGAAAAAGCCAGUUCUAUGUUACUAUGUUCAAGCCUCUUGGUGUUCCAAUUGCUGGCAUGUUUGGUUGUUUUUGCUUUGCUGAAACAUUUCAUUAUGGAAGCUUGAUGGCCGCAGCGAUAACUGGAAUUGGAUAUUACACAAUGAUGUGGGGUCAAAUUAGAGAGGAUGAAAGUAGUAUGGGCAAAACAGAUUUAUCGGAAGAGAGAGCCCCUCUUUUGAAACAAGAAGAUCAGGUUUAGUUUAGACUUUUACAAAUAUGUAUGUAUAUAUUAUAAGCAAGGGUUUGUUUUAGAGGCCCCAUGAGCAUGUACUAUAUUAAAUGUACAUUACCAUAUCUAGUAUUUAGUACGAUCAAGAUUUUAUGUUUUUUUUUGAACGGUGGAUUUCUUUACUCCUGUAGUGUAGUCUGUGGGACUCGAACCCAAGACUUCCUCCUUCCAAGGUGUUUCCUAGUUUUCUUAUUUGUGAUCAUAUGUAAUUACUUAGAAUAUUUUGUUACUAUUGGAGCUUUUGGUGUAUUUGAUGAUUUAUGAUGAAAACAAA